Messenger RNA from Salvia miltiorrhiza (redroot sage), 2260 nucleotides. RefSeq lists its product as uncharacterized. NCBI's taxonomy places the organism in Eukaryota, Viridiplantae, Streptophyta, Magnoliopsida, Lamiales, Lamiaceae. Gene Ontology annotation, biological process: response to endoplasmic reticulum stress. The transcript is spliced from 6 exons. The coding region runs from base 362 to 2056 and encodes 564 amino acids. The record is from RefSeq and is a predicted model, not a curated record.
UCGCCUCAAUCCUCAUCAUCUGCAAUAGUGAAUCAAAGCAGAGCCGGCAGCGCUCAUCAAUCCUGCUGAUCAUCGGCGACGGCAGCUUCGGGCUGGUGUACAAGGCCCAGCUGAACUCCGGCGCGUGGUGGCCGUGAAGAAGCUCUCCCCGGACGCCUUCAGGGGAGGAGGGAGAGAGAGAGCUAAGAAAAGAGAGAAAGGGGUGGGGAAAGGGUGAAGAACCAAGGAAAUGGGAGGAGGACCGAGGAUUUCAACGAUUUUUACAGGAGAUUUUGUGAUAGAAAAAAGCCAAAGGUGAAAAUUUCACAACGUCCAAAACUUACCGGAAUCGUUUAAUACGCUUUCGAGCACAAAGUCGGAGAUGACACCAAUUCCUCCAAUCAAACUCUUUUUACCCUUUGUUAUUACAAGGGUAAUAUCGACAUUUCAUCCACAACUACCACCUUUCUGGCAUGUUGUCACACAGCUUCUGCAACAUUUUUUUUCUUCUUUUGAUGGAAAACUUCUGCAACAUUUAACAGAAAAGUACAAGUAUUUUGCGUUCCUUCCCACUAUAGUCUGUUCUACGUUGAUCUCCAUUUCUUUCAGAAAAAUCUGCAACGUCCAAUCUCAGUUGUGUGCAGCGAUUUUAUCCUUUCUCUCACACACAUUCAUAAACGCGAAACUCUUCUCCGUUUUUGCUUGUUUGAAGUCCGAGAUGGGGGCGGGCAGAAAAACUACAACAAUUACACUGGAGGAGAAAUAUGAAACUUCCUGGAAAGCUAACGCUGGUGCACCUGCUAGAAAUUUGACAAAAGUUGAACUCGGAGCCAUUAUAUUUGGAUGCAAGCAUAGCACUAUCAAGGAAUGCUUGGAAAAUGAGCUUUUUGGAUUGCCAGCUGGGCAUUAUUCAUAUGUGAAGAAAGCAACCCCUGGCCUUCCACUUUUUCUGUUCAACUAUAGUGACCGGAAGCUUCAUGGUGUAUUUGAAGCAGUGUCAUGUGGCCAGAUGAAUAUUGAUCUGAAUGCAUGGAUCACUACGAGUGAGGGUGCUGCGACUACACCAUAUCCUGCACAGGUACGAAUCCGUGCAACGUGUAGAUGUCGUCCUUUGCUUGAAGAAGAAAUGAGACCUAUAAUUGCAAACAAUUACUACACAGAGAAGUUCUUUUGGUUUGAGCUUGAUAAAGAACAAACAAAAAGAUUGAUGACACUCUUCAAAUCAUCUCCAUGUCCAGAAAACAUACUCCGCCCCUCAAAUGCAGAUUGGAAGAAAAACAUCUUCAAUGCUCCGUUGAGAUCUAGUGUAGUUAACUUGGAAGCACGUUAUGGAAUGGCUGAGGCAAGGUUAAAAGAAAAUAAGCAAUCGAAUGUCUCAGUCUGUAACAGUAACAGAGAUGCUUUUUCCCCGGAGAAGAAAUGGAGUGAGUUGUUCAAACCUUCUUCUUCUUCGUCAGCAGUGAACCAUGCUGAAGUUUCCACACCUCAGAAAGUGUUAAAUCCAGCAACAUCAGAAUGUUUUGAUGAGGAGUGGGAAUCUGCCUCAAAUUCUAAUGCAUGGGGUGAAUUGCCUCCUGAAGAAGUUCAUUACGAUGAUACUAAUGUCGAGAGUGACUCAAGUAUUGUGGAAUGUUGGGAAGAUAGCGAUCUUGUUGACAGUUAUUUGAAAGAGAUAUCUGAAAGCAGUAGGCAAUUUCAUGAUGGAGACAGUGUUAGGCCUAAUCUGAAAGACGACAAGAUGACUCUUUUGGAUGGAUGGGGUGAUCCUGUGCAAGCUGAUGAGUCUGAAGAAGGUUUGAUCGAUAGCAAAGAAAACAAUGGACCUAGCAUCACUUUGGCACCUGUACAAGAUAGUCAGCUUAACUUGAUGGACAGGAGGGUUCAAGAGGACAAGUCCGAAGAAUAUAUACAACCUUCCCAAUUUAUGUACAUGAUCACUAAGUUUAUGGAAGAAAUUGAAGAGUUGAAGGUCACGCAGUUCAAUCAAAGUCUGAAAAUUGAGACUCUUGAGCAGGAGUUGGGCCAUUCCAAACAAGAACUUGAUGAAUUGAACAAGAGGUUUCAAAAGUUGGAAUAAUCGCCAUCCUCCUCGAAUGAUCGGUAAUACACAAAAAGCUGCGCAUCCCAUAUUCCCAUGUUUUAUAUUCAGAGCAAUUAAUAACUCCCUAGACUUAUAAUAUAUUUUAUGAUAAUUAAAGUAUGUGUCAAUUCAGUCUACUUUCACAGUAUUGACAAUUAACUCCCUAUAUUUUAUGAUUUCAAGUAAUUUUAUGCUAUUUUU